This is a messenger RNA of Thamnophis sirtalis, 8510 nucleotides long. Lineage: Eukaryota; Metazoa; Chordata; Lepidosauria; Squamata; Natricidae. The record is from RefSeq and is a predicted model, not a curated record.
GCCGAGCGGAAACGGAUCGCGGAGGUUGUCGGAAGCGGAGCUCCGAAAGGUUCUUGUUCGUUCGGGAGUUCAGAGGAGGGGGUGGAGGUCGUAGGAGGUAGCACGACCGAGGGAGGGACCGCUGCCGCCAUGGCCUUGUCCGAGACUCAGCUGAAGAAAAUGCUUGCUAAGCUUCAUAUAUGCCAGGAAUGCCAAGCGGAAUCUCUCCUUUUCCUCCUGGACAACCUCCUAACCCAAGUGGUUAUCCAGGCUACCCUUAUACUGCACCUAGUGGGCCAUUUCCAGCAACAACCAGCACACCACAUUAUCCUUCUCAACCUCCCGUAACCACUGUGGAUGGCAGAAGAAAGCAGAAACAGGUAUGGAUUUGUGGUCAUUCUUAUGUUUUCUGGGCAGAAAAACGGGCACUUGAAAGAAGCUUUGGUCCACAAUUGGGAAUUCGACUGGAGGAUGCCAAAUUACAUUGGCUAGGAAAGAGUGGAAUGGUGUGGGAUCAAUUAGUUCCCAUCCUGUUGCAUACACGACGGAGGCUAACAGAUCCUGAUAUAUUGGUGAUCCAUCUAGGAGGCAAUGACUUGGGGACAGCCAGUAAUUUGGAUGUCAUAAACCGAAUGAAGAAAGAUUUUGGACUUCUUAAGCAAAUAUUCAAGAAUACCUUUCUAGUCUGGUCUAAUAUCAUACCCCGGAAAGUAUGGAAUCAAGAGAUACCCCAUAAAGUGAUGGAGAGAAGCAGAAGAAUACUCAAUGAAGAAAUGGGCUAUUUUAUACAAUAUAUUGGAGGGACUGUGAUCCAACAUGAUUUACUUGUACCAGAAUCUCCUGGAUUGUUCCACCUAGAUGGUGUGCUCUUAUCUGAGAGUGGCACAGAUAUCUUCAACCUGGAUUUACAAAGUGCUUUAGAAACUUUGGUUUGCUUUUAAAUGGAAGAAAAAUGAUACCCAUUAUGUAUUAACAACUGUGGAGACUUUUUACAAAUAGAGAAAGUUCUGAAAAGCAUGGUAACAUGAAUUUAUAGAUAACAGACAGCCUAUGAUUUAGCUGGGUACGGAUUACUAAGGCAGUUAUCUGUGACAUUGCCCUAUAAUCUGCAAAGAAUUUUUUUGUUAAUGUGUUUACUAUUUUUUUGCAAAUACAGUUUAUUUUUUCAUUUACUUUAAUUCACUUCUCAUGUAUGUUGAAUGAGACUGCCAAACAAAUUUAUCCUUAAUUGAUCCCAUCUCCCCAAAGUGAAUAUAGCAUGAUUAUAUCAAUCUACAGUAUAAGUAACAGUUUACAAAGCUGUUUCAUGUGAGUCAGAUAGAACUAAUUAUUAAGUGUUAACAUAUUGGGGUUAGGAGUUAUUCCAGUUCUCCUGUAGAAGUUUGACAAACUCUUUUGUGUAUGCUUUGAGGAUCAUGCACAAGGAGGGGAAAGGAAGGAAAAUCCCAUUACUCAAAUGGAAGUCAGCUAAUGUAUGUUGAAUAUAGCCCACUAUUACUGAUUCAGCAUUGCACCUUAGAACAUUUGUUCUGCUUUUCAAAAAGUGGAAGAUUAUAUAAAUAUAAUGGGAAGAUCAAAUGAAGAUCUAGUUUCUGACACACUGGUUUUUGAAAAUACUUUUCCUAGCUAAAAAUUUAAGCAAUUCUAUUUCACAAUUGCAUGUCUUAUAGGCAGCAAUUAGUGGCUGGUUUAAAUGUAGUAUUCCCAAUUUAAUACACAUAAUUUAUUAAGCUAGGAAUACCAUUUUAGUCCCCCACAUUCUUCUCCACCUUUCUGCCUUUUGUACCAGCUUUGAUCCAGAUCACAAUAUCUGUUAGUAUUGAACUGUGGUAUAAAGUUGUUUCAUUUACUGAGCUCUUAAUAAUAUGCAUUGAACCAUAUCUCCCUAUUUUUGGCAUAAUGGAAAAUUGGUUUAAAAAAUGGGGACUAAAGAAUUGCUUCUCCUUCUUCUAGCAAUUGUUCUAGAUAUGAGAGCUCUUAGACUUGCUGUAAGAAAGGUUUCAAUGAUUCAUUUUUCUAAUGCAUGCAAAAUAGUAUCAUAUGCUUCUUAGAGCAGUUAUGAUACUUGUAAAAUGCUAUUUUAAAUGAGAGGGUCUACAAAAACAUUGUUUGUUAACUUUGAGUGAAUAGAUCGCUUGUGAUAAUUAAAAUGAAAUUGUAAUUAUUUUCCUGUCAAUAUUCCCCCUGGGAUAUCAAAGCACUUUAGAGUUUUUGUUUACUGUGCUUGAAGAAAAUCUUUCUUUGAUUCCAAAUGCAUAAAGGUAGAGAUGGUCUGCUUAUCCCAAAGGUAUUGUUGAACUGUUUGACAGUAGCGCUAUAAGAGAACAAUGGCAGUUCAUGGUUUGGCAUCAUUGAUUUGAACCAGAAUUUGCCUUGAAGGAUUGUUCAAGGGAAGUACAAUUUUAGAAGCAAGUAAGGAAAAUUUACAAUACAGAGACGUGUAUAUUUUCACACACAGCCCCUCCCCCACAAAACCCUCCCUAACCUACUGUGCAGUAACAAUUUGUUUAUUAAGGAGGAAACAAUUUUGCAAACGAAUCAAAACAAGACUCAUUUUGUGUUUCAAUAUUGAAUUCAACUUACACUGCAUUUAUGUGGUAUUGUGACUUUAAUUUUCUUAACAAGCAAGAGGGAAAUCAAUAUUAAUCAUUUAUGUCGAUUUUCUGUCAUUUCUGAAAUGAGUUCCUUACUCAAAAGACUUCCAAGUCUGCUCAACCUCUAAAAGAGGGACUUUGAAAGCUUCAUUCAAUAAUGAACUGAAUGACUGAAAGUAAGACAAGUGGAAUGGAAUGUAGAAGACCAAGGUGUGGAGACGGCAUCUUUUAAAUAUUAACUUCAUAGAGUGAAACACUUGAGCAGAUUUAUUUUUUGUAAUUUAGCUUAAGAAUCUCUGAAGUUUCCAGCCAGAUGAGGAGAAUUAUACUAUCUGUGAGAGCAAAUAGGACUGUGUUCAAAUGUGUAUGGCAUGCUUCAGUUUUUUCCAGUGAGGGUUUAACAGCACAACUGUUGGAAACAGCAGUUUACCGAUUGCCUUUUGUAUAUUUGCUUGUAAAAGAGGCUUUAAGCUCCAGUAUUUUGUCAGGAUUUAUCUUUCAUAAACUAUUGACAUUGGACAUCUGUUUGAAUCAUCUGAUUUCUAUAAUUUGGUGGGUUCUGUUUUAAAAAUAAUAAAACAUUAGCCUUUGUUUUCUUGUACUGUAUGGUAUUAAUGGGCAUCUAAUAAUAUCCUGCAAUUUAUUUUUCUCCAAAUCCUGUUUUUGGAGCCAUUAACAAUCAUGUGCUGACACGGCACUUAGUCUAAUAUCAGAUAUACUGGAAAUGGUUGCAUUUUCAAUUAUAUUGGCUACCCUGAAAAUAAAGCAACCAUGUGGUAUUUCAAAAGCUGAAAGCAAAUGUUGGUGCCAGUAUUUAAUGGCCAUUAUUUAUGGCUAAACAUAAUGGCUUUGAUUCAAGCUUGUUUUUACCAGGACUUGAAAAUGCCUUCCAUUUGCACAUGGUAGUCUCCUAAUUUUUCCUCUCCAGAUAUUCAUCCCUGUGCUCUAGUGUUGGGAUACAUAUUUGCCAAACUGGUUUUGUGCCAGAGGGGCACUGGGCUCUAUAAAUAAGAAGAGAUGGGGGUUGACCUGUUUAUGAAUACAGUGAAUUAUUAUUCUUUGGAGAAUAAUUUGUUAAAAAUAUUAGAAAUAGUCUUUCAGUCACAAAUACUGAAUAUAUAUAUUUACAUUUGGUUAAUAUGUAUAAAAUCAUUAAAACAACUACACAUUGAUUCUCUCUUUGUGAAUAAGCAAUACUACCAUCAAUAAAAGACCUACUGUUGCAUUUAAAUAUUAGGGAAUAGUUUGUCUGUCCACAACCAACACGGUGUUCUGUAUAUCUCAGAUUUUGAUAAUACAGAUACGUUUGGCAGAUAAUUACCUACAGCAGCAUGAACCUAGUAAUAGGUUUCAUAGGAUUCUCUGGGUGACCAUAGUUUCCCAGAACUCUGUAACACAAACACAAAUAUUUUAGUUCCACAUCACACUACUGGUUGGUACUAGUAUUAAUUUUUAAAGAUGUCAGUGUCCUUUACAUAAAGGGAAAUGUAAUUGUUAUAUGUUGUCCAGGUAUCAACCUCACAGGACAAGUACUUUGAUAUUCUACACUGCUAAUGUUUCCUUUCAUUGGAUGACUCUUGCAAUUCAUAAUUGGAAGGAGCUAUGUUGGUGAUGGGAUGAAAGGAAGAGACGUGCAUUCAUAACAUCUCAGAUUCGGUUUCCGGCAUUUCUAGUUAAAUAUAGCAGGUAGUAGAGUCAGACUACAGCCUGAUACUUCCAAGAGCCUCUUCCAGGCAGCCUGGCCAAUGCUGGGAUAGAUGGACAAGUGGCUGGGCUUAUCACUGUUUCUCUGUGUUCCUAAAUCUCAUCUGUAAUGAGAUCAUUUGUAGAGCUUUUGGUUCAGCCCAUGUGAAAACUUAUUAAUAAAAACCACUUUUUCCUGCUUGAAAUAGGUCAUUUUGAACUUGAAACAGAUUGGAUUUGAAAUGUUUUGUGUUGUUUAUGAAGUCCUUUUAAGCUUUUAUUUGAAAGAGAGUGAAGAAUGGUCUUGGUGGCAUUCUGGGAUAAAUGAUGUGUAUUUACACGAAAUAAAUACUUAAAUUCCACAAAUAGUUUCCCUUUAAAAUGCAAGAUGAUCUUCCAUUUGCUAAGUGGUUUUGGCAGAUGUGCCAUGCAAGAUGUUGUUUAGUCUUCAGUUCAGGAUCAUCUUAUUAGCUAAAACCAGUAAAUAUUUUAUAUCUCCCAAAUAAUGUUCUCUGUAAGAGAUGAGUUUUAUAAAUACUUGAGCUCUUCUGGGCAGGUUAGGAGAAGAUGAUGCAGAAGUCAAAAGACUUCUAUUUUAUUGUUUUAUUUUUCCAGAAAAUAAUUCCCAUUAAAAGAAAUAUAAUUGUUCCUCUUUUUUUAGCAAACAAGCAAACAAAAACUUUACUCACCAUAACCCUCUAGGUGGUUUCCACAGAUCAGUUUUGUAGACUGAAAAUGCUGCAUAUGACAGUGGCUAUUAUUUUGGAUUUAUAGCUGUUUUCCCUUUCUCAAGGACCAAGGGACAUUUCAGGCCAGAACAAAUUAAUGAAGGAAUCAAUGGUGAUGGUUUGUUGUCAGUGUUCUAUUUUUUAUAUUAGAAAAGUGACUUUAUUGUACCAAGAUAAUCUCAAGACUAUUUCAUUCUGAACUUGAAUUAAAGAAAAACUUAGCACAUAGUAUCCUUUGGAAGUCAGCAAAUCACCUGUUCAGCGAUUCCCGUCUUGAUUUAUAACUUUAAAUGAAUUUCACUCUCUUACAUAAAAUUUCUGCCAUGGGUAGCAAUUCAAUCUAUUUAGAUUAAAUCUAUUUAGAUUAAAUUAAGAAAAUAAUUGAGCAGUGUUAAUAUUUUAAGAAAAAAUGUCUUAUGAGUGAUAUUAAAUGUCAGUUUAUUGAGCAGCCAAGUUCAGUGCUGGGGGCUGCUUUUCUUUUGGGCUUAAUUGGUAGUCUAUAUACUGUAAGGUCACAGUACCUUAAGGUCACUUCUGAAAUCAGAUUCCAUAUGGUAAAGGUUAAAUGUUUCAAGUAUUCCUUGUAAUAAAUGGCUGCAUGCCACCUAGCUUCUUAGUGUGUGGCUAAUUAUGGAAGAAGGAAGGAGAAAAUGCUAAGACUCAUAUUCUUAAAGGAGUAAACCAAUAUAUUUUUCUUGUUUGGAAUAUAUAAUUUUCCUUGGUUUUUUGUACUUUUUUUAGACACAUAAAUUACUUUACACACACACACACACACAGUUAUACAUAUGGUAAUUGUUAUUUUUUCUGGCCUUAAAUUUGAGUUGUAUGCAAGGUCUUCAUAAAUAUGCACUUGUGAAUUAGAAAUCCAAUUUGUGUUUGUCUUAUCAGUAUAGAGAUUGUAUAGUAUACUGUAGUUUUAGGUGGUAACCAUCUUAGCUAAAAGACUCACAUUCUUUGAUUAGAAUUGUUUCUUCACCGCCCUUUGCACUGCCAAGGAUGGGCAAGAGGAAACUCUGAGAGGGAAAAUUCUGACAUGCAAGUUUAUGUUGGCACAAUAGACUCUCCAUAGGAGACUUCAGAGGGCCUGUUUUGGAAAAGUGUGAAUUUAACAGCCACAUCAAACAAGUAAUUGUUGGGCUGGGAUACAUCAAAAUGUUUCAGGCAAUUCCAGAAGGUUUUAAAAAACACAAUGGGUUUUUAACAUGAUACUAAAAUUAUAGUUUGUCUUCUAUGAAACCUGCAUCCUUCCCCUCCUUUUCCCUACACCUUACCCCAGUUUAAAUCCUACAUUAGUCUAGCCACUUUGCAUCUGAAUUGUGAACUGCAGUUCACAAAAGAUUAUGCCUUUCAAGAAAAAUGAACUUUGUUAGUUAGCAAAAAUGAGUCCAGAUUAUCUAAGGCAAAAGGUAGGUGAAUUUGAAAUAAGACUAUUACAUACAACUUUGCAUUCACUGUGUUGUUGUAAAUCAUGGUACCCUUUUAAAAAUAAGAUAAAUUCUAUAUUACAUCGUUCUUUCCUUUUCUAUUCUAAUUGAAUUUUAUUUUUUGUCACCUAAGCACAUUAAUACUGAAACCCCAAGAGCACUUCCGUGUGUGUAAAAGUGGCUUUUUGAAAAACAUACAUAGUUGCCCUUUAUUCUUUUUUAAAAAAAAUGUUUUCUUUGUUUGCCAUUUGUUAGUCUUUUGCUUGGGAGCUUUAAAGAAAUGAUUAGAACCAGUUUGGAGCUUUUAUUUGCCCAUACAAACAGAAUGCAUCUAGCAGCAUUAUCAACCUCAGUUUCUCCAUUUCAUUUCAUUCUUCAAAAUAUGCAUGUCUUUUAAAGAAUUACAGUAAAACCGUUAAUAUCAAGUAAUGUAAAAAUGAUGGGUUUUUUCAUGAUGAUAUUAACUUUAAGAGAUUUUCAGUAUGUUUCUUGGCAAACUGAACACUCUAUCCAAUAUAGUCCAUAAAUUGUAUUUUAAUACACCAUAUAAUAUUGGCAUUUAAGAAAAAUUGUAUUUAUUAGUGGAAAAUGUCUAGAGUUCUAAAAAUGUUUAAUUUAUGUAACAUUUGUUAUGCAGAAAGAUUUCUUAGUUUGAUACCAAUUUUCAGAGUUCUUUGCAUAUGGCAGGCUUGCUUAUUUUCAAGAGAAGAGAGAUUUUAGGGAACAGUGAUCAGCAUGAUAGACAUUCAGAACCUCGAUUAAACUUGUUCCUAAGACUCAAAAUGAAAGUAUGAAAAAGAAUAAGAUACUUUGAUAUAUGCUGAAAUUCAUAAAUGAACUUUAAAUAUGUUGAAAAGAAAAUAGAAACUGUACUGUUCAACUAUCCUUCAUUAGAUUCUGAACUUGAAGAUUUUAUAUUCAUUUUUGUUACACAUCAUUAAAACCUGAGUUUAUAAAAGUGAAAGCCAGAAGAAAGAAAAUUUUAAAAGGAAUUAUCGCACAUUCUUCAGCAUCAUAUGGAAGUUCAAAAUGAAGAAAUUUGGAUCAGAAUCUGUGACCCUGAAAGUCAAUUUCGUCUGAAGAUCAAAUCCGAAUAAAUGAAGUUGACAAGAAAGAAUGGAAGUUGUGGGAAGAAUAGACAUUUUCAGUCAUUCACUAUUUUUAUUUGUUGUGUGGACACUUCAAAAAUAUUGGUAUUGUAUUGAUAUGUAUUAAUAACUGGUAUUACUGGAAUGGACAUAUCAGAAUCCCUUUCAUAAUCUGGAUGCUGCUUCAGCAAUGGAAAUCUUAAAAGAAACAAAAAGGACUCAUGAUUUUGAAAAAAGGCUGUGAUUUAGAAGAAGAAUGUUAAUAUUAAGAACAUUUAUGGAUGCGGCAAACUCAGACUACAUGUGAAACCUGUGGCACUUUGAGUUGGUGUGUUAAGGUAAAAUACAAUUUUUAUCAUAAAGGGCUGUUCCUAAUUCUUGCUAUUUUGGAUACUGUUGUAAUACAUGUAACUUAAAAUCAUUUUAGCCCGAAUGUUUGAGAAGAAGAAUUAAAAUAAGAAAAAUCAUUUGUGCAUGACAAAUACCUGGCAUCACAUGUCAAAUGAUCAUAAUAUUUGCCCUGUAGCUUUUUACAACUAGGAUGGAAAGAAAAGAACAUUUGUAUAAAAAUAAAGUAGGGUUUCUUUGUUUUCAGUAUAUAGUGCUCUUACAAUUCUUUUUUAAAAAUAAGUAACAGCAAGCAAUAAUGAUCAGUAAUAGUCUGAGAUAGACACUUCUUAAGUUUUCCUAAUAAAAAUUUCUACUUAUGGUGUAUCCACCAACAUCGGAGUAAUUCAAGUGCACUAGAUGCUUAUGAAGUUUGAAUUCCUAAGAAAGGCCUGCUAUUUUAUUUAAAUUUUUAUUUUUAAUUAAUAAAUAUGUGGAAGCUUAAUUAAUCUUUUUUGCACUAGAUGAAAGCUCCUAGAGAACUGGUUGAGAUUUUUAUAACUCAGUUAUAAACUAUGAUGAGAUAAGUAAACCCAUAUUAAAUUGGCCAGGGAUCCAUUUACAGGUGGUCCUCAACUUACCACCACAAUUGAGCCCAAAAUUUAUGUUGUUAAAAAGUGAGAAAUU